AAGCUCACAACAGACAGCCCUUCUCCACAGUCCUACAGAAUCUGAGAGCUGAGACUUAGCAGCAGUGACAACAAUGGAAACAGUCCCCACAGACCUUGGCAAACGAGUCUAUCAAGGAGUGAGAGUGAAACACACAGUCAAAGACCUUCUUGCUGAAAAACGGUCCAGGCAGAGCGGUGGCUCCCGCUUCAGUGGCAGCGCCAGCACUCCUCAGUCGCCCUUUGUCCAAAUGCCAGGCUCACCUACCACAGCUGGUUACUACAGCAUCAGGAGAUCCUUCACACCUGAGUUGGAUUUCCACAACACAAAGCAGUUUGUCAGUGAUGCCUGCUCGUCCUCUCUAGGAUCCAAGUCCUUCCUGUGUGAUUCCUCUGCCCCUCAGGGCUAUCCAGCACUUCUGGACCCAUAUCUCACCGAUCAAUAUGGGGAUUACCGUGCUACUCCCCUCACAGCUGGUACCAGCUCCUUCUUCAACUCUUCUUCUGUGGCCCCCCUCCUGCCAUCCUUCCCUAAUGACACAGCACACUACCUACUAGUGAAGAGAGUCCUGGGAGCAGACCUCACCUGAGAGCCUCAGCCAGUCGGAUGGUGCCUGCUCAGAACCCCUGCAAGCA
Colius striatus (speckled mousebird) is the source of this 614-nucleotide messenger RNA. RefSeq names its product POU class 2 homeobox associating factor 2 (gene POU2AF2). The record is from RefSeq and is a predicted model, not a curated record. NCBI's taxonomy places the organism in Eukaryota, Metazoa, Chordata, Aves, Coliiformes, Coliidae. Gene Ontology annotation, molecular function: DNA binding; POU domain binding. The transcript has 5 exons. Bases 74 to 568 code for a protein of 164 amino acids.